AAGAGUUUGGCGUAUUAGUUGGCGCGAGAUCUGGGGAACGUCUUUUCAAGUCUACGUUUCGCCGCCAUUGGACGCGUAUCGAUUGCUUCUCUUCAUCUCUCCUUCUCCGCAAGUUCAUCUCUCUUUUAAAAGAGCAUCCAAUUUUUUAGAAUAGGUGUGUGAGAAUGGCCAGUCCAACAAAAGAAGAACUCCCAAAAGUCUCAAGUGCAUUCAAAAAUGAACUGGAAAAAUUUGAUGCGGGGAAAAUGAAACAUGCAGAUACUAAAGAAAAAAAUCCUUUACCUUCAAAAGAAGAUGUUUUACAAGAAAAACAACAUCAUGAACUGCUAACAGGUGUAUCAACAUUCAACAAAGCCAAACUAAAACGCACCAACACAAAGGAGAAGAUUGUUUUACCGACCAAAGAAGUAAUUGAUCAAGAGAAAGCAAAUCAAGGUUAUGGUGCAAUUCUCCAAGGUAUUGAAUCAUUUGAUACUGCCAAACUAAAACCAACCGAGACUCAAGAAAAAAAUCCUUUGCCAACAAAAGAAGUAAUUGAUCAAGAGAAAGCAAAUCAAGGUUAUGGUGCAAUUCUCCAAGGUAUUGAAUCAUUUGAUACUGCCAAACUAAAACCAACCGAGACUCAAGAAAAAAAUCCUUUGCCAACAAAAGAAGUCAUCGCUCAAGAAAAAGGUGCUGCUUAAGUGAUGGAUGUUUUUCAAUUGUGAUUGUCUUCAAUGGACUCUCUCUGUUUGCUGUCAAACCAUCUUAUUCUAGUUAGACUCGCAAUGUGGCCGUCUUUGAAAAAACGUGGCAAUAUUGCUUUAAUUUUCUCAAUGUGUCAUGACAAUAAUGGCUAAAGCUAAUAACAAUUCUCAUGUUUUUCAAUAAGCUAUCAUAUCAUAUAUUCCUAUAGUCAGUCCUUUUUAUAGACAAAUUUUUAUAAUAUAUUUAUGAUUAGCUUUUGUAUCUCUUUCUUAGUCACUGGAAUUUUUAAAGUUACAUAUUCAGUGAAUUAUUCAUAAGUAUGUUUGAUAAGAAUUUUUAAUACUAUACUUAAAAUCGGUGAUAAUUUUGUUAUACUUCAACUACAACUUGUUCUUAAAUGGAAAGUUUGUAUUUGUUAUAAAACGUGCAUAUCAUGCAUAUUAUUUGUACUUAAAUGAACAAUGCAUAAUUUACAUUUCAUCAAAGUGUUUCGAAUUCUAUAAUUGCAAAUAAUUAAAAAUGCUCAUUUUUAAAUAAAUACUUUUAUUUAUAA
Parasteatoda tepidariorum (common house spider) is the source of this 1240-nucleotide messenger RNA. RefSeq lists its product as uncharacterized. Gene Ontology annotation, cellular component: cytosol. Gene Ontology annotation, biological process: actin filament organization. Gene Ontology annotation, molecular function: actin monomer binding. The record is from RefSeq and is a predicted model, not a curated record. NCBI's taxonomy places the organism in Eukaryota, Metazoa, Arthropoda, Arachnida, Araneae, Theridiidae.